This is a messenger RNA of Elaeis guineensis (African oil palm), 1300 nucleotides long. Its product is annotated as cinnamoyl-CoA reductase CAD2. The record is from RefSeq and is a predicted model, not a curated record. Gene Ontology annotation, molecular function: oxidoreductase activity, acting on the CH-OH group of donors, NAD or NADP as acceptor. NCBI's taxonomy places the organism in Eukaryota, Viridiplantae, Streptophyta, Magnoliopsida, Arecales, Arecaceae.
AGAACGACCCACACUUUGGUUAGAAACCACAGAGCCAGAGAAGAAGAGAGACCGGAGAUGUCGAGCGAAGGGAGGGUAUGCGUGACGGGCGGCAGCGGGUUCAUCGGAUCAUGGGUGAUCCGCCUCCUCCUCGAACGUGGCUACACCGUUCAUGCUACCGUCAAAGAUUUGAAUGACGAGGGCGAGACGAAGCACUUGCUAGGCCUCGACGGGGCCUCGCAGCGGCUCCGCCUCUUCCAGAUCGAUUUGCUUGACUACACCUCCAUCCUGGCGGCAAUCCAAGGCACCACCGGCGUCUUCCACCUUGCUUCCCCCAACGUGCUCAUCCCCGUCCAAGAUCCUCAGAGGGAGCUGCUGGAUCCCGCGGAGAAGGGGACACUCAACGUGCUCCGCGCGGCGCAGGAGAGCAAGGUGAGGCGAGUGGUUGUGACGUCGUCAACGGCAGCCAUCUUCCCCAACCCCAGCUGGCCCGCCGGCAUGGCCUACAAUGAGGACUCGUGGACCGACAUCGACCACUGCAAGAAGCUCGAGCUCUGGUAUCCGGUUUCGAAAAUUUUGGCGGAGAGAGCAGCCUGGGAGUUCGCCGCGAAAGAGGGGCUGGACGUGGUGGUGAUCAAUCCUUCGGUGGUAUUGGGUCCCGUCCUUCCCCCAGCCAUCGGUGCCUCCGUGGCCACUUUGCUCGACCUUCUCCAGGGUAGAGUAGCAGAGUUAGAGAACUUGCACAUGGGAUGUGUUGAUGUGAGAGAUGUGGCACUGGCUCACGUUCUGUUAUAUGAGAAGCCAUCGGCACAGGGACGGCAUCUAUGUGUGGAGGCUAUGACCCGUUGGUGCGACUUUGUAGCUAAGGUUGCCGAGCUCUACCCUGAAUUCCAAGUUCCAAGGCAUUUAGAGGACAAACAACCUUGGCUGGUUAGGGCAGAGAGUCCAUCAAAGAAGUUGAUGGAACUGGGUCUUCAUUUCAGAUCCAUGGAACAAGUGAUCAAGGAUACUGUGGACAGUUUGAAGAGCAAAGGCUACCUCUAGUGAACGAGCUAUCUGAUUGUUGGAUAUUUGUAUGUUGUUUGUUGAUAAUCUGAAGACUACUUGAUUUGAGAAGACUAAAAUCUGCAAGCAUAGUUUAUAUAUGCACCUUUUGUGCAGGAUUUCUAGCAACUCUGUGUCGUUGUCGUCUCAGGUUAUGUAGGCUGAUUGUUUUAUGAAAAUGCUUGCAGAAUCUUUGUAUGCAUACAUACUUUUGUUACUGUAGAUUGCAACUUAUUGAUGAAUAUAAUAUCCGUAAAGAUAAUAUCCGUAAAGAUAA